AGGAAGGGAAGGAGGAAUCCAAGGUGUGACAGAAGAUUCUGGAAAUAAGCUAAAGAAGCCAGUUUAUGGAUCCCGUGAACUGUGCAAGUGCUCCGAAAGAGUUCUGAAUAUGGAAGGACCCUUGAGGCCAAGACUGGUUAACUGCAGUGACUUUCAGUUUGGAGUGGUUGCCACAGAGACCAUCGAAAAUGCUCUGCUUCACUUGGCCCAGCAGAAUGAGCAAGCAGUGAAGGAGGCUGCCGGACGGUCAGGCAGCUUCAGGGAGACCCGGAUCGUUGAGUUUGUCUUUCUCCUGUCUGAACAAUGGUGUCUGGAGAAAUCGGUGAGCUACCAGGCCGUAGAAAUCCUAGAAAGGUUUAUGGUGAAGCAGGCAGAGAACAUCUGUCAGCAAGCCACACUCCAGCUGAGAAGUAACGAGCUGCAGAGCUGGAGGGCUCUGAAAGAGCAGCUCUCCAACAAGUUUAUCCUCCGUCUGGUGUCGUGUGUGCAGCUGGCCAGCAAACUGUCUUUCCACUACAAAAUUGUCAGCAACAUCACAGUCCUCAAUUUCCUCCAGGCCCUUGGUUAUGGAUACACCAAAGAAGAGCUGCUAGAAUCGGAGCUUGAUAUUUUGAAGUCCCUGAACUUCCAAAUAAAUCUGCCCACACCGCUGGCAUAUGUGGAGAUGCUCCUUGAAGUUCUAGGGUACAAUGGCUGUUUGGUCCCCGCCACACAACUACAUGCAACGUGUCUGACCCUCCUCGACCUGGUCUAUCUUCUGCACGAGCCCAUCUAUGAGAGCCUCUUGAGAGCUUCAAUCGAGAAUUCUCCACCCAGUCAGCUGCAGGGGGAAAAGUUUAUCUCUGUGAAGGAAGACUUUAUGCUGUUGGCAGUUGGCAUCAUUGCAGCGAGCGCCUUCAUCCAAAACCAUGAAUGCUGGAGCCAGGUCAUAGGGCAUUUGCAGAGCAUCACGGGCAUUGCCUCGGAAAGCAUUGCUGAGUUCUCUUACGCAAUCCUGACUCACAGCGUGGGAGCAAACACCCCUGGGCAACAGCACCCUGUUCCCCACAAGGCCGCCAGAGCUCUGAGGACUGCUGCUUCCUCUAACACAUGAGGCUGGCUGAGCUGCACCACCUUCUGUCACUGAACCCCCUUCCUUGUUUACUUUCAUACUCAGGGAACAAAAAUUCCAAGUUUCCUUUGAACAGUGUUUUGUAUUUCAAUUUCAGGCAUGUUAUUUUUUUCUACAUCAGAGAUAGUUAUGGGAGACAAACAUAUCUGUUGUGUCAUGGUAGGCUAAAAAAACAUCAAAGAAUUGGACCAGAGUUAGAUUGUGAAAUUGGUCCAUUUUUGUUUGACAAGACUUUUAAAUUUUCCUAAUUUAAUCUAAGAGGUAAUAUCACAUAGAAAUAAGUAUUUCUGAGGACUUUAAAACACUUUUGGAUGACCUUGACCAAGUGUCUCUGAGGUAGCCUUUCUUCCCUUGCUCCUGCUACAGCUGGUUUUUUUGUUUUGCUUUGUUGUUUUAAAGAUUUAUUUAUUUUAUGUAUAUGAAUGCAGUGUUGCUCUCUUCAGACACACCAGAAGAGGGCAUCAGAUCCCAUGUCAGAUGGUUGUGAGCCACCAUGUGGUUGCUGGGAAUUGAACUCAGGACCUCUGGAAGAGCAGCCAGUGCUCUUAACCACUGAGUCUCCAGCCCUUGUUUUGUUUGUUAUUCCCACCCCCCCACUUUUGUUUUUUUUCUUUUUUCUUUUUUUCGGAGCUGGGGACCGAACCCAGGGCCUUGCGCUUCCUAGGCAAGUGCUCUACCACUGAGCUAAAUCCCCAGCCCCCACUUUUGUUUUUUAAAGACAGGGUCUCACUAUUCAGCCCUGGCUGUCUUGCAGCUCACUGAAUACACGAGACUAGGCUGGAAUUCAGAGGUCCACUCGCCUUUGCUUCCUGAGUGCUGGAGCUAAAUACCCUCAUUCUGGCUCUUUUUUUUUUUUAAGCUAAGACAUGUUUCAACAGAAUCUCUACCGAACUGACUGAAACUCAGUUCUUCCAAAAUACAAAAUACUCAACUUUAAGGAAAAACAUCCUGGCGUACCACUUGGUAAUUAAUAGACCAUAGCAAAUCCUUUAUUACAAAUAAUUAAAUCCUUCCACAUCUCAAACAGUAUCAAACAGCAUUUUGUAAUUCCAAUAGUUAGCACAGUAAGCGUUCAAUACUAGAAGUGAGGACAGAGUUAAACCUUUACCUCUUGUCCCUUCCCCACAUUACCCAACUGUGUGCCACAAGCAUCUCAUCUCAAAACUUUUCUGUUUCAAGUACAGGAAGUUGAGAGAGAUAAAAUCCAGUGAAAACACAUUAAUGUCAAUUCAACUUAAAAAAGAAAACAAAGCAAAUUUAAAUUAGUUGUUUCCAGGGAAGAGGGAAAGGACAGCAUGGGGUUGAGCCAAACUACGGCAGGGCUCUUUGCUAUACAUGGCGUGCUGUGCUCUGAAAACUGUCAUAUUGUAAAAUAAAGUAGCUUUUGUGG
This is a messenger RNA of Rattus norvegicus (Norway rat), 2501 nucleotides long. It is a transcript of the gene Cntd1, whose product is annotated as cyclin N-terminal domain containing 1. Bases 110 to 1093 code for a protein of 327 amino acids. The transcript is spliced from 7 exons. The record is from RefSeq and is marked inferred. NCBI's taxonomy places the organism in Eukaryota, Metazoa, Chordata, Mammalia, Rodentia, Muridae.